Messenger RNA from Tripterygium wilfordii, 1723 nucleotides. RefSeq lists its product as uncharacterized. The transcript is spliced from 7 exons. The coding region runs from base 236 to 1330 and encodes 364 amino acids. Lineage: Eukaryota; Viridiplantae; Streptophyta; Magnoliopsida; Celastrales; Celastraceae. The record is from RefSeq and is a predicted model, not a curated record. Gene Ontology annotation, molecular function: protein binding.
ACAUGGGUCCAAGCCCAAACCUAAAUGGAGCCCAAGUAAUGUAAGGAAUGCCUAUGAGCCUAUCUUUCUUUGAAAACCCUAACUCGAAGCUCUCCCUUCCUUCGAAAUCUGUUAAUGAUUUCGAUUUUAAUUUUUCCGGAAAUGAAGUUAGGAGUUAAGGACUUUCAAUUCAAGGGUUGAGCUUGAUUUGAUAUUCGAGUGACUGUUUUAUCAUCUAGGUUUUUGGGCUCUAAACAUGUCGGGAAAUUCGAGGGAUAGAGUAACGAUUACGCUUGGACGCAGCGGCCAGGUGGUAAAGAGGGCUGUCUCAGAUGUUGAUUAUUCUAAUUGUAUGCCCAAUGCUGGAAGUAAGCGAUCCCUAAGAGAUAGACUAGGAAGUAAUUUGGAUGAUUCGUUGGCUCGUGGAAGCAAAGUCGGCAACAAACGGCAGAGAGGGGAUAGUAGUUUGACGGGUUGGAAUGGUAAAGGUGGGGAUGAACGCAUUGGUAAAGAUGACCUCCGUUUCAAGCUCAUGCAAAAGAAUGUGUUUAGACGAGCUCACACUGAUGAUGAUGAACAGAGGAUUGACCUUCGUGAAAAGCUGUCUAGGACACAACGUCCUUCGAGUAAUCUUGAUACGCGGAAGAGCAUGCCUGAGUCAAGGGAGACCAGUAUCAUGGGGAGAAUCCUCGAGUCGAGGGAGACUAGUAUCGUGGGAAGAAUCCCUGAGUCGAGGGAAACCAGUAUCAUGGGGAGAAUCCCUGAGUCGAGGGAAACCAGUAUCAUGAGGAGAAUCCCUCCCAGAAGAAGUGCAGAUGAUUUGUCUCGGAUGGACUCAUUUAGGAACUCUUACUCCGUUUGGAAUCUAGAUCAUUUACGACGAAGAUCCCCUGAUCGAGUUGUAGGUACUUCUAGAGGUCUAUCACCACCAAGGAGCAUGGAAGACCUACAGAGAAGACCAAGCAGGGCAUAUGAUGAUGUUAGAGCAGUUCCAUAUACGAGGAAAGAUGUUAUUGAUGCUCCAAGGCCAGGGAAUUCUUCACCUUUCUUGACAAAACCUACAAUGCCUACUGUAUCUCAAAAGCCUGCAGCACCACUUAUGGGGCAACUUCCUCCACCAAGCAGUGUCGUACAGAAAAGUUCAUACACAGUUGCUGAACAACUCACUGUUGAUGGCUUGUUACAUUCACUGGGAUUGGGAAAAUAUGCCAUUCUUUUCAAGGCUGAAGAAGUGGAUAUGUCUGCAUUGAAGCAGAUGGGUGAAAAUGAUCUCAAAGAGCUGGGAAUACCUAUGGGUCCAAGAAAGAAGAUUCUUCUUGCUCUCUUGCCUCGUUCAAAGCGACACGCUUGACACUUAUAUGUUACUCUAUGCGGGGAUUAUUAGUUUUCUUCUUAGGGAGGACCUCAUUUUGAAGAAACAUUUCUUGAUAGUUGUAUCUGAACCAUGGACAGGCCAUCGGAUGUUUUAAACCAAAAAUUACUAUAUUAGCUAGUCAGAAGAUCAUGGCCAAAAUAUUUCAGAUGCAGAAUAUGUUCCCUUUAUUCGUAAACUGUUACGUCUUUGUGGUGCUCUUUGGGUUUGCUUUGAACCCUUAAUACAAAAACUAGAUCAGCGAAGAACUUUGUAUUAGGUAUUUGUGCAUGACGCUACUUGAUUAUAAAUGUUGGCUGCUGGGUAACCUGCAAAUGAAUGUUCCUGGUUGUGAAUGUUCAAUCAACUGAUUGUUUGAAACAUUUUGGCCCA